Pelobates fuscus (common spadefoot toad) is the source of this 2985-nucleotide messenger RNA. It is a transcript of the gene RGS11, whose product is annotated as regulator of G protein signaling 11. The record is from RefSeq and is a predicted model, not a curated record. Gene Ontology annotation, cellular component: cytoplasm; plasma membrane; neuron projection. NCBI's taxonomy places the organism in Eukaryota, Metazoa, Chordata, Amphibia, Anura, Pelobatidae. Gene Ontology annotation, molecular function: GTPase activator activity. Gene Ontology annotation, biological process: intracellular signal transduction; G protein-coupled receptor signaling pathway; positive regulation of GTPase activity. The transcript is spliced from 19 exons. Bases 42 to 1739 code for a protein of 565 amino acids.
CUACAUAGCUUGCAAAGAACAGCUUCGCAUCAGGAAUCACAAUGACAAUCACCAACCUACAGCAAGGGAAGAACUUCAGAGUACAAAUGUCAUGUCUGGCCAAGAUGGAACGUCUGAUCGUGGCCAUGCAGGACCCCGACGUUGGCAUCAAAAUGAGGAACCAGCGUCUUCUAAUUACAGUCAUCCCACAUGCAAUGACAGGGAACGAUGUGGUGGAAUGGCUGAUUCAGAAACUGUCCAUCAGUGAUGAAGAAUCUCUUCACCUUGGAAAUUUACUUGUUAAAUAUGGGUACAUCUAUCCCCUGAAGGAUCCGAGGAAUCUCGUUCUUAAAGCGGACGAUUCCCCCUACAGAUUUCAGACUCCCUAUUUUUGGACUACAAAUAAGUGGCCUGCCACCGAGCUGGAUUACGCAAUUUAUCUUGCCAAGAAGAAUAUAAGAAAACAGGGAGACCUCGUGGAGUAUGAAAAGGAUAAUUAUAAUCAGCUGCAUAAACGAAUUAACCACACUUGGGAUUUUGUAGUCAUGCAAGCCAGGGAGCAGCUAAGGGCAGCAAAACAGAGAAGAAAAGGUGACCGCAUUGUGAUUGAAUGUCAGGAGCAGGCUUAUUGGCUCGUCAGCAAACCAUCACCAGGUUGUUUAAAUGUGAUGGAACGUGGGCCAGAGCGUGGGAAUUGCUAUACGGGUCAGAUUCCUCUUGGCAAGAACGCAGAUUAUUAUAAAAGGGAGCUGGAAUAUUUGAAUAAAGCCAUGGCGAGAACGAGAGUGAAAUCCUCGAUCUGCCUGGAGGGGUUUCUGAAAUUUAGCGAGCAGUAUCUAGCUCAUGACCCCGUUAUGUCAGGCUGUCUCCCCAGUAACCCGUGGAUUACAGAUGAUGUCAUGUACUGGACAAUGAAUUCUCUUAUGGUACCAAUGCCCACCAAACUGCGAGUAGAUCGUUGGACUUUUAAUUUUAUGGAGCUGCUCAAUGACCAACGAGGACGGAAGGAGUUCUUGCAGUUCUUAGAGAAGGAAUUUAGUGCUGAAAAUCUUCUCUUUUGGGAAGCUUGUGAAGAGCUGCGUUACGGGGAACUCUCUAAGGUUGCAUCGACCGUACAAUCUGUGUAUGAGACGUUUUUAGCACCGGGAGCAAUACACUGGGUAAACAUUGACAGCAAGACCAUGGAGAAAACCUUAGUAAACAUAAAGGACCCCCAUCGGUUUGUGUUGGAUGACGCCCAGAUGCAUAUCUACAUGUUAAUGAAAAAGGAUUCGUACCCGAGAUACCUAAAAUCCGAUAUGUACAAGAGUCUUCUGGGUCAAGCAUUUAUUCCUCCGGAGACCAAGAAAGGCGUUUUCCCGUUUAUGAGAAGGCAGCGUCAUUCAAGUCCCAGCCCGGCAUUUAUGUUACCGCAGGGAGAAGACACAAGGACAGAGAUAGAGGGAAGAGCCAUGUCCCCCGCCGCCACAUCCCAGUUUUGCUUCUCAAACAGCCCCUUGGCUCUGUUGCCUGAAAAUUCAUUACCCGUUUGCCCUGAAGAGCGUCACUUCUGCUCCUUGCCUGGCCCCUCCUCCAUUUGCCUGGAAGCCCCUCCUAACUCCGCCCUCACGCAUCCCAGCACGAAUGGCUCUCAGAGGAAUGACUUACCUCAUGGAUGUCAGGUGUAUGUUGCGGAUCCAAUUAUUCCUCCACUGGAGAGCAGUCGGAAAAAAUCCCUGGAACGAAACACACAAAACGAAGAGGCUUCCACUGCCCUUUGAUAUAAAUACCAAUGAACUGCCUCAAUAUCCGUCAUAUCCUUCAACUUUAGUAACUACCACAAUGGUGCCUUUAUUUUGAAAACCGUGGAUGGUAUGGACUCAAAGUAUCACAGUGCACUGGGAGGAACUACGUCGGCUGAAGUCAAUAUUGGUUGCUGUUUACAUUGACUUAAAAAUCGUUCUGUCUGGUUUGAUCAUAUAGAAUUUGUUCAGAAGGUACCGGAAUUGUUGAGAACUCUGCAGCUUUCCAUAGAUAACAAGAACGUGUGAAGAAUUAGAAAUUGUGAUUGAGUGUUUGCGAGGAUUGAUUAGAAGGAAAUGAAGGGUAUGAUUCAGAAUAAAUUGAACAAUUACUCUUGCAGUGCCUGGAAUGCAUAAUCAGAUUUGAGUGUUAAAGGGGGGUUGUCACUUCCAAGGAUUUGUUCAAUGAAGUUUACCUAUCUACUGUAUUUAGCACUUAUCUUUUUGCGAGGUGUACAAAAUUAAAUAAAAUGUAGAAAUUCACACUGCUCUACCCUGGGACUGCACGCCGCCAUCUUGGCUGUAUGUCAGUAAUUGUUACAGGCUCUGCACCUGUCAGUCAGUAUGGAGAGAGGAGAAAUGAAACAAUGUUUCUCUAUAUCGUCCCCCAAUGCAUUCUGUGCCCUGGCUGUGCCAGGACUCAGCGGGAUUGUGAUGUAAUUUGCUAAAAUUUCAAUAUAGAUUUAAAAGAAAGCUGAGCAUCACCUGAAAAAAAGUUCCAAGUGAUUUCCAAUGUUUUAAUGAAUUGUGUAAAUUUUAGAGGAGAUUUGGUUCCCCUUUAAGUGUUCUGUGAGCUGCAGAGUUAUGGUAUCAGAUGAAUUUCCCAUUGAGAUUCCAAAAUGUUCAAUGGAGAUCGAGUGACAGAGGUGUUUCAGCAGCCAAGUCUUCUUCACUUCUAGUCAGGUUGUCAUCGUUCACCUAGAAAGCUCCACUGACAAAUGGAUCCACAAAACUGUGGUAAAAAUACAAACAAGUUACUAUAGGCUUAGAUCAGGAGAGCCGGAGGCGGAUAGUCCUGUAAUCCUCAAAGUGUUCCAUCUCCGCACUUUUUCUGGAAAGGUCCAGCGUUGGAUCAGUUCAAAUUAAAUUAUUUACAACACGUGGCCAACACGGUUUGCUUUGUGUACUUUUAUGGUGCUGAGCAAAGUCAAGGUGUGGUUGAUGUUAAGAUAACAUUUUUUGUAAUGUAUUGUUUAUUAAGAUGAUAGCACAAUACAGAUGUUAA